This is a messenger RNA of Morus notabilis, 1661 nucleotides long. RefSeq lists its product as uncharacterized. Lineage: Eukaryota; Viridiplantae; Streptophyta; Magnoliopsida; Rosales; Moraceae. The record is from RefSeq and is a predicted model, not a curated record.
UAAAGACCUCAUCUUUCUUCAUCUUCUUCUUUCGUUAAUCGGUGCUAAGUUAUUAUAUUUACAAAGAGAGAAGGAAAAGAUGGUGGUGGAAGGAAUGAAAUGCGGCGGCGUCAAUGGCGGGCAAGUGGUGGUGGACGACGACAUGGGAGACGGCAUGCAGUGCAGUGACCAUCCGUACAGGAACAACCCAGGCGGGAUCUGCGCCUUCUGCCUCCAGGAGAAGCUCGGCAAGCUCGUCUCCUCCUCUUUUCCUCUUCCCAUUCGCGCCUCCUCCUCCGCCGCCUCCUCCACUUCCUCUCCCAACUCCUUCAGAUCUGACUGCCUAAACAGCAAAAACGACGCCGUUCUCAACGACUGUCGUUUCUACAAUGCCGACGAGUACUACGCCACAACAAACGCCAGAGCUGCUCGCCCGAGAAAUGGAAGUAUUACUAAUAAUGGUAAUGGGAGUAAUAACAAUAAUAUUUCGUUUCUUUUGAAUGUCGUUUUGGCGAAGAAGAAGAAGAAAGUUGGUGUUGUAGCAGCGUCGUCGGGGUCGUCGUCAUCGAUGGCGGAUCAUGUCGUUUUGAAGCGGAGCAAGUCGACGACGACGCCUCGCCGUGGCAGAGGAGGGCGGUUUCUGGAAGCUUCUGAUGAUUUAAGCCCUAGGAAGAGAGGGGGCUUUUGGUCUUUUCUCUACCUCUCUUCUUCGUUUGCUUCCACUAAGAAGGGAUUUGCGAAUGGGGAGAGCUCUAAGACGGCGUCGUUUUCGUCCGUGACGUCAGCCGGUUUGGCUGUGAAGCCGAAAGAGAGGAGACCGGACCGGGAACGAGAGCGAGAGCGAGAAACCGCUUCCUCCGUCGUCGUUUUGGAGGAAAACGACAGCCCGAACAGCCAAGCGACAGCCUCGGCGUCGUCGUUCGAGAGGAAGGUGUCGAGAUCCAGAUCCGUCGGCUGCGGCAGCCGGAGCUUCUCCGGCGACUUCUUCGAGAGGAUCUCCACCGGCUUCGGCGACUGCACGCUCCGGCGCGUGGAGUCCCAAAGAGAAGGUAACGGCGCCGGGAAACCCAAAUCCUCCGCCACGUCAUCGCACCACGGCGGCGGUGAGCACCACUGCAUGAAGGAGCGCGUGAAGUGCGGCGGAAUCUUUGGCGGCUUCAUCCUCACCUCCUCGUCGUCCUCCUCCUCAUCCUCCUCCUACUGGGUCUCCUCCGCCGACGACGUUAAUGGGCCGAAGCAUGUCGCUGGUGGGCCGGGCCCACUUGCUCAUGGCCGGAUUCGGAGCUGGGGAUGGGCCUUCGCUAGCCCGAUGAGAGCCUUCGGUAAGCCCAGUGGGUCCAACGGGAAAAGAGACAUAAUCCGACAAGCUUCCGAUAAGAACUCAAGUGCUUCCGCGACAACUACGACAACUCCGAACUUGGCUGCAAUUCCUUCCUUGCUUGCUGUGAGAGGCUAGUAGACGUACUAUUACAAGCUUUAAUAAUAUUAAUAAUCAUAAUAAUGAUAAAUAUUAUUGUUCUUGUUUGUUACACCAUUCAAAGGUUUAUAUUUAUUGUUUCUUUUUUUUUUUUUUAGCUGUUUAUUAUGAAUGCCCAUGUCGAUCAAUCGGAUUUUAGUCUUUUAUGAUGCUAUAUUUUAUUUUAGUGUAAUGUAACAACAAUAUUUUGGUCUUGAAACAAAAA